Molecule: messenger RNA, 3742 nt
Organism: Asterias rubens (European starfish)
Lineage: Eukaryota; Metazoa; Echinodermata; Asteroidea; Forcipulatida; Asteriidae
Exons: 5
Coding region: 456-1256 (266 amino acids)
Source: RefSeq, a predicted model, not a curated record
AAACCCAUGUGAGAACACCUCUGAUUUGUUUCACCAAAACUGAUCUUCCAAACGAUUGUAAAGAAAACAGCAUUUACAAAUCCCGCUUCAUUGUUGGUUUGUUCAACUCUUUCUUCGCAAUGACCUGGAGGUAUGCGCUUUCUACCAGGUGCGUCACACUGUAGGCCUUUGAAUGGUGUCACAGAAGGAAACUCCACAGCGAUUGGUUGAGAUAUUUCUUCCAUUGUUACUGCCACCUGUUACUGGGUUUUAUCUGACUGUGGUAGUCGGGUAACCUUCGUGAUUAUCGAAACUCUAUCACCAGCUUGAGAUUCCAGACUUUGCUACUGGUUAACGUUUUCCAUGCAUCAUUGCGUCUUCCAUUCCGAAGCAGCUCCUGUUCGUGUGUAGUCGUCUUCUACUGAGAAGACAUUACUUGUUGCAUGUAAAUUUUGGUUAACUCGACUGAAAGAAACAUGAAGAACCUGGUUCUACUCCUGUUGUUGGUUUGUACCCUUCAUGGUAUAUGUGUCUCUCUGGAGUGCUACAAAUGCACAUUUUCUGAUGAGGGCUGCCAAGAUUUGUCAUUAUCAGCACCACCAGGUUUGGAAACCUGCGCCGACGGUAGCAUAUGUCAUGUCACACGACUGACUUUAGCAAAUGGAGACGUAGUCGACGCUGAAAGAGGCUGUAUACCCGACUCUGACUGUUAUAACGGCUGUUCUGGGUUCCUUGAUGAGUCACCAGAAUGUACAUCUUGCUGCAUCGAAGACCGCUGCAAUAGCGGUGUGCCGAUUUUUGAAGACGUUUCUUGCUAUGAAUGUUAUAACAUCCAUUUAAUAACAGGGGGAGAUGGACCUAGUGCUUGCGACUACCCUUUCAACCCGCAUGAUGUAUCGGUUGGAACAACAACCUGCUACUCCGGCCAUUGUGCGGUCUACUAUCAAAAGGGAUCGUCCAAAAACACGGUCGUAUACAGAGGAUGUCCAGAUUUAGAAUUAAAAUGCCGAUCGACUAAAACCCAAUGUAAAGGAAGCGAGUGUAUUGACUGCUGCUCGGGCAACUUAUGUAACGGACAAGUCACUGCUAGAAGUCUAGACAGCAUUGAACAAAGCACUGCUAGUGUAGCCAACAACAAGCAAGCUACCAAUAAUGUAUCCAGCAACGGACACACCAUUAAUGUAGCCAGCUAUGGACGUAACAUUUGUGUUAUCUCACUUGCCAGCAUUUGGCUGAAUUGGUUCAUAAAUAACUGGCAUAAUAUAACCUUGAUUUGAUUAGAAAGCCACAUUCGUUUAGUUAUAAUGACAUUAAAUAGUUAGUGGAUGGUAUUAUAACUACUUUAAUAUUUAUUUGCAAUUUGAUAAAAAGGUUGGCAUUUUGAUAAAAGCUCUUGUGUUGAUCAAAAGUAGCCGGUGUCUUUAUAAAGUAAUAAUAUUAAAGGGUUUAUUUUUUUGUUAUAGCCAAAUAAUAAUAUUUCGAGAAUUUUAGUUUGCUUUUGAAAAGGGAACAGCAUCGGUUCCUCAAGGUACCAAUAAAUUACCUCAUAAUAAGAAAACAGAAAUCGUCCAGUUGAGCUUAUUUUCCUUCCCAUGUGCCGAAUGAAAACAAACAACCCUUUUCAAGUUUGAUGAACAUCUGACGUCAUUGCAGGCGCCCUUAGUGAAUGUUAGAUGGAAAUAAAAUUAAGGUUGGGUUCAGUAAAAGAGGCACAUCAAUAAAUAUUAGGUUUUUUUUAUGCAGCACCAUUUAUUUUGUGGCGUUUUUAAAACUACUAACCUUCGGUAAUUCUCAACCAAAUGUGUGUCUUGUUUUGACUCCGAGUUGCCUGUGAACAAUGCCCUGUGUGACAUGCAUCCUUAAAUCUAAUACAGUGGCUUCUUCUUGUACCAAAUCCAGGUAACAACAGAUUUUAUGCGAAGUGGAAGUAAAGAAUUCUCAAGAAGCUGUAUAUCCGAGUAAGAGUGUAAGAGUAAUUGCUCUUCGUAUUCAGUGAGUGGUAACCAGUGUCGAAGCCUUUGCUGCAGCGAAGACUUAUGUAACAGAGGUGACGUUGAGCCGUUUGAUGGAAACAUCUCCUGCUAUGGAUGCAACAGGUCACUUUCUGCUGCGUGCAAUGACGAUUUCAAUCCAGCCGAUCCAUCAGUUGUUUAUGGUUUCAUGCACAUCCGGCCAAUGCGCGAUCUUUCAUUACAAAGAAUGGUCUCAGAACUCAAUUGUGCACAGAGGGUGCCCUAGCGACGGAGUCGUCAUGCUGGCCUGAAACACUGCACGGAAAGCUGUGUUUCAGGCACUGACUGGUCCCAGUGGUGCUACAACAGCCAAUACUAACCAAGAUGACGACCAAGAUGACGACCAAGAUGACGACCAAGAUGACGAACAAGAUGACGAACAAGAUGGCGACCAAGAUGACACUGGUAAAGGAACCCGUUUGUACAAGUACCCGUGUGACAUUUUGAUUAUUUCACUGAUGGGCAGUGUGCUGCGUUGGUCGAUAAAUAAUUACUGAAAGUUGAAUCGUGAAAAAAGGUUUUGGGACGCUUGGUGGCAGCAGAUUUACCAACUACAAUCCAUUGUUCUCGGUCAUGUGCGCAUUCUCAGAACUACGUAAUCAAUGGCAAUUUACCUGGUAAGUCUGCUGCCACAAAGCGUUCAAAAGUCUCAAAUAAUCGCAAGUUGUUAAAAUAAUAGCUAAAAUCUUUAUUUAUUAUUUGAUAAAGAAUGUAAGUCACUUGUCGAUGAAAACGGCCCUUCUUCUUCAAAUAAAGGGAGUUGACAUUGCUUUGGAAUAAAAAUGGUGACUUAAAGUAAAGGUUAUACGUUUGUUAAAUUAUAUAUGUGACGUCACUCUAUUGUUGAAAAAGUAGAUUAUUUUUACGAAUCUAAGUGUAGAUUCGUAAAAUAAUCUACAUUUAGUUCAACUUGAACAUUAAAUUACUGUCAAACUGAAAGACAGCAUGAAAUACAACAAAACAUGAAAAAUAUAUUAUCUUUCAAUUUACAUGUAUAAACAUUGCUCAGUUUAGAAAUAAAAUCACUUUUAGUAACACAAUUUAUUGUAAACUGAGCAAACAGGCGUCCAUCGAUAAUGUUGCAACAGUAUACGACCGGGUUUACUAAUAAAAUCUAUUUAUUCAUUGAUUGAUUGGUUGAUUUAUUUAUUGAUUGAUUUAGUUAUUUAUUUACAUGUUAUCACAUUAUGCAUUUAAAGCUGCAAACGUGUGUAUGGUUCCCUAUGGUAAAUAUAAUCGUCGUGACACAGUUUCAAAUCAGGAACAGUCUCGUGUUGCACGGCCUAGCAAUCAAUGCAAAAAGCCGUAAGUUUUGUUUAUCUCAGAUUAGUUGUUAUAUUAUUUGAAAUAUAAAUUGAGUUUAUCAAUUUAUGAUUCUUUUUACAAAAAAUAUUGAUUCCCAUUUAUUUCGUAGUACAAUUUAUUUGUACUUCUCGUUACUCUCUUUUAAAGGAAAGGUAAAUGUUUGGUAAAUACUCAAAACAAAUACUAACUAAAAAAACUAGUUUGUUGGUCAGGAGAGCGUUGAUGGAAAUGACUCCCUCUGAAGUAACGUAGUUUUUAAGAAAGAGGUAUUUUCUCACUAAAUUAAUAAAAGACUUCUAGCAAGAAUCUUUUAUUCCUAACUGAAAGCAAACACAUUCGUCCAACAUGGCUGCUUUUUCUUCCUACCCUUUUUUCUUCCAUGACCAAUUGAGACCAAAUUUCGCAGGCUUGUUAUUUUAUGCUUAUGAUGGGAUACAUCAUAGAAC